This is a messenger RNA of Pyricularia grisea, 2323 nucleotides long. RefSeq lists its product as uncharacterized. NCBI's taxonomy places the organism in Eukaryota, Fungi, Ascomycota, Sordariomycetes, Magnaporthales, Pyriculariaceae. The coding region runs from base 140 to 2020 and encodes 626 amino acids. The record is from RefSeq and is a predicted model, not a curated record. The transcript is spliced from 3 exons.
GUUGGUCUAGCCUGGGCGCCGUCUUGUAAGCUUUAUAUUACAUAGUACAGUAGGGAAGAAAAAAAAGGUAAACAAGGGGGUGGAAGGAAUUGAGUUUAUUUUUUUAUUUUUAUUUAUUAUCUUUUCGAUUUCUUUUUAAAUGCUGGGCAUCCUCGGCCUGUUCUGGUUUUUCUGGACUGGAACGGUCGCCAUUGCAAUAUCGUACCUUUGGGCCACCGCACGUCACCACAAGCAACAACCACCAUCGGCAUCAUCACCAUCAUUCUCAAUGCCGUCCAGAAUCACAACAGACGACAACGCCGGGCUUGACAGCCACGGGAAUAACAACAACAAUAACUCUGCACUUAUGGGGGCAAAAUGUGAGGGUUCGACUAAAUUCUACGGCUCGCAGAUUGGAGGCAAGUCCGUCAUCAACUAUAGCUACACUGACCUGCCGUUCCGGCUGCUUGGCUACGACAUCUACUACUUUUUCCGCUUCGCGUGGGCUAUUCCCUACGUCGUGCUGCCGGCCAGCGCGCCCUACCUGUCGGGCGACCUGGACGAGCUGAGCCCGACGCGCGAGAAUCUGUUUUGCAUCUUUGUGCACGCCAUCCUCAUCGUGCUGCAGCUGGGUUUCGUGCUGGUCCUGCUGCCCGUCAUGGUGCUGCUUCCCGUGUGGACGGCUGCCAUGUUUAUUACCGCCUUUUUGGUCUGCAACAGGCUCAUCUGCAAAGUGCUCAAUGGUGAUCAGCCCACCCUAACGUCGAAUCCCGAGUAUGCUCCUGCUCUGGAGAAGCAUGCCCACGAGCAGUGGAUCUUUGUCAAUGGUGUUGCCGUCGGGAAGCACUGGCUUCAGAACAACCUGGACCGGCUCGCGCUGACUUUCAAGAGGCCGGUUCUUGGUAUUCAUAACAAAACUGAUGGAAUCAUUUUCGAUAUCGUAGAGUGCCUUGUGCAGCGCACUUUUGGCUACGCAACCGACGACGUGCGUUUGUGCUACGCCGCUGUCAAGGAGAAGCUGUACGAUCCGCAGUACACCAAAGUGGUCUUGAUACUUCACAGCCAGGGAGGCAUCGAGGGAGGCAUGGUUCUUGAUUGGCUCCUCCAGGAGAUGCCACAAGAUCUUCUGGCCAAGGUUGAAGUUUACACAUUUGGCAACGCCGCCAAUCACUUCAACAACCCCCAUCUCCACGUCACUUCGCAGGAAAACGCCCAAGCAAACCCCCUCGCGGCAUCCAUCGACGUCGCCGAGCCCACGGAGACGCUAGAACGCUCCGCCAGCAGCGACAACUCGGCCGUCGCGGCGCCCAAGUCCAAGAAGAAGAAGAACGGCGGCGGCGGCCGCCGAACCCAAGGCAACGGGGGUAGCAGUAGCAGCACUAGCAGUGUCAGCAACGACGCGCUCGAGAGCAUGCUGACGCGCGAGACGUCUGCGCCGCGGCCGUCGGCCAUCUCGGACCGCGUCAUCGGGCACGUGGAGCACUACGCGCACACGACCGACUUUGUGGCGCUCUGGGGCGUGCUGCACUUUGCGACGUCGACCCCGGCGACGCUCUUCGUCCCGCGCUUCAUCGGCCGCCUGUUUGCCCGCACCUCGGUCCGCGGCGGCCACCAGCUCUGCAUGCACUACCUCGACGGCAUGUUCCCGCUGCGCCGGGACGAGUCCGCCCCCGGUGGCUUCAGCGGCUGCAUCGAGGCUGGGCCCGCAGAGGAAGGGCUGAAUGAUUUCAUGGACAGCGAGGUCGUCGUCGGUGCUGCUGAUGGUGGUGCCGACGGCACUGCCACGGUGGAUGUCGCGGGCGCCGCGUUCAAGUCGAGCUGGGUAGGCGUCCUCAAGAACGAGAUCAAGGGCCUGCCGGCUGCGGCGUCGGAGGCGGCCGACGAGGUCGAGGUCAUGAAUGCGGGUCAGGGCAUCGGCAAGGGAGCCUCCCGCACGUUCAAGGUCAAGCAGCUUAGUCGGCUGUGGCAGUAUCGUGAUGGCAGGAGCCCCGAGGAUAAUGUGGCUGGUGUAGAUGGUCCUGUUCGUGGGAAGACGCUGUGAGUUGGUUGUUGGUGGUGGGGUAGGUUGGGAGGGUGAGUUGUUGUUGUUGUUGUAGCUUUAUAAGAAAAAAAGAUUUGUUUGAUUGAAAUGUAUUAAAGUACGGGUUGUGUGGUUGAGAAAGCAUGUUAUGUUAUAGAGGGGGUUUUUUGUAGGGCGUGGGUUUGGAAUUAUCUAGGUCUUGAUAUUGAAAGAAAUUUGGAAAGUGAGGCGUAUCUCAGUUGGUCGGACAUAAGAUAUAAACAGGUACCUAGUUGAGAAUGAUGUUGAUAAUCAUCACGAGGUGGCAGCCGUUUGGGCUUCAUC